ACGACUGCCAACAAAGAAGAAGAGAGAACGAAUUGCGACGACUGGACAAACUUUUGGGGCGAAAUGGAUGGGCAAGAUAACCCUCGCAACUGAUAAGCCCAGCGGAAAAGCACACUUGUAACCUGUAAUGCUGAGAAUGUCAGCGAGAGUCUUUGUGUACGGCACGCUGAAGAGCGGGGAGCCAAACCAUCACUGGCUGACCAAAAAGGAGAACGGCCAGGCACGAUUUCUGGGCCGUGGGACUACGGCGGUGAAGUUUCCACUGGUUGUGGGCACCCGGUACAACAUUCCAUUCCUCUUAGACAGACCUGGCGAUGGCAACAACAUACAUGGCGAGAUCUAUGAGGUGGAUGAGGCCAUGUUCUCCAAAUUGGACCAGCUAGAGGACUACCCCAACUACUACGAUCGCGAGGAACAAACCAUACGAACGGAGACAGACGGAACAAUGCAGUGCUGGCUAUACCUAAUACGGAACUUUCCGGAGAAGAUGCUGUCCAAGCCGCAACUGAGUUCGUACCACAACACGCCUGAGCAGCCGUACAGUGAAAAGUCAGUGCGGGAUCCCGCCAUUUCGGCCAAAGACGACCUCUCUUACUGAUCUGCACUCUCUUGCAGCUAUGCGGACAGCCGUCCGGAGGACCUUGUCGAGGAUGAUUAACACAAAACGAGAACCGGCGAGGUUAUACAAAAGUAACGUUUAUAAACGGAUUUCAACGCAUGGCUAUUAUUCAUAUUCUGUUACAUUGACUCCAUACUUCAAAAAUGCAAAACGAAAUGAA
Molecule: messenger RNA, 779 nt
Organism: Drosophila subobscura
Lineage: Eukaryota; Metazoa; Arthropoda; Insecta; Diptera; Drosophilidae
Product: putative gamma-glutamylcyclotransferase CG2811
Exons: 2
Coding region: 128-598 (156 amino acids)
Molecular function (GO): gamma-glutamylaminecyclotransferase activity
Source: RefSeq, a predicted model, not a curated record